AUGUUUAUUGGAAUUUCUGCGUCGGAGAAGAAGCUGGCGAAUCCCAUGAGGGAAAUCAAAGUCCAGAAGCUCGUCCUCAAUAUCUCUGUCGGAGAAAGUGGUGAUCGACUCACCAGAGCCGCCAAGGUCUUGGAACAACUCAGUGGCCAAACCCCUGUCUUCUCCAAAGCUCGGUACACGGUGCGAUCCUUCGGUAUCAGGCGUAAUGAGAAGAUUGCCUGCUACGUGACUGUGAGAGGCGACAAGGCAAUGCAACUUCUGGAGAGUGGACUGAAGGUCAAGGAAUACGAGCUCUUGCGCAGGAACUUCAGUGACACCGGCUGCUUCGGCUUCGGUAUUCAGGAACAUAUCGAUCUUGGGAUCAAGUAUGACCCUUCAACUGGUAUCUAUGGCAUGGACUUUUUUGUUGUUUUAGAGCGCCCAGGAUACCGUGUUGGUCGUCGUCGCAGAUGCAAGUCGCGUGUUGGAAUUCAGCACAGGGUUACCAAGGAGGAUGCAAUGAAGUGGUUCCAGGUCAAAUAUGAAGGGGUCAUUCUUAACAAGUCCCAAAAUAUUGUUAACUAG
Molecule: messenger RNA, 564 nt
Organism: Prunus armeniaca (apricot)
Lineage: Eukaryota; Viridiplantae; Streptophyta; Magnoliopsida; Rosales; Rosaceae
Source: the annotation of a GenBank genome assembly